UCUACUUCCUGUUAUUAAAGAAAAAAUCAACAACGUGGUUUUCACUUGUGAUACGUAAAGAAAGCUGUCAAAUCUCACAAAUAAACCAUGGCGAAAACAAAAAAGAAAGAUAAACAGAAGGACAAUAUCAACAGAAGUUCCCACAGUAUGAAUCCAGAUCGCCCCAAAGGUGCUGGAGGAAACAACAUGCGAGAUAAAACUACAAUUAAACGACUCCAGAUGUACAGAAAUUUUAAGGCAAAGAGGGACAAGAAUGGGAAGAUAAUUAAAGCAGCUCCAUUUCAAUCAAAAUUGACUCCAGGGAGUAUGGCCAGGGUUGAACCAAAUAGGAGAUGGUUUGGCAAUACUAGAGUUAUAACCCAAAAUGCUCUGCAAACAUUUCAAGAGGAGAUGGCUAAAGUCAAGAAAGAUCCCUACAAAGUGAUCAUGAGACAGACAAAGCUUCCAAUCACUCUGCUGAAUGAGACAGCCAAGUAUGCAAAAGUACAUCUUCUUGACACUGAGGGAUUUGGAACAACAUUUGGUAAAAAAGCCCAAAGAAAGAAACCCAAAUUAAAGACUGCAGAUAUGCAGGCACUUGUUGAUCAUGCCAUGUCAGCAAGUGACGGAUAUUCAGCUGAAAAAGAUCAUGACCUUGUCACUGAAGCACCAGAGUUCAAGGACGAACAGCCAGAGGUCAUAUUCAAGGCCGGUCAGUCAAAAAGAGUUUGGGGAGAACUAUAUAAGGUGAUUGAUUCCUCGGACGUCGUGAUUCAGGUCCUUGACGCUAGGGAUCCUUUAGGCACCCGCUGUUACCAGAUAGAGAGAUACAUGAAGAAGGAGAAACCUCACAAACACCUGAUCUUUGUGCUGAAUAAAGUGGACCUGAUCCCUGUCUGGGUCACGCAAAAAUGGGUGGCCAUUUUGUCCCCUGAGUAUCCAACAAUGGCCUUCCAUGCUAGCAUCACAAAUCCAUUUGGAAAGGGAGCUCUCAUCAAUUUACUGAGGCAAUUUAGUCAGCUACAUACAGAUAAGAAGCAGAUUAGUGUUGGGUUUAUUGGAUAUCCCAAUGUUGGAAAAAGUUCCAUCAUCAACAGCUUACGAGCUAAAAAAGUCUGUAAAGUAGCGCCAAUUGCAGGGGAAACAAAGGUGUGGCAGUAUGUGACCCUGAUGAGGAGGAUUUACCUGGUGGACUGCCCAGGUGUGGUGUACCCCCUUGCUGCUACCCCCACAGAGUCCGUCCUCAAAGGAGUGGUAAGGGUAGAGCAAGUGAAAAGUCCAGAGGACUACAUACCAGCCCUGCUAGAGAGAGUGAAACCCGACUACAUAAAGAGCACAUACAAAGUGCAGGACUGGCCCAACGCUGAAAACUUCUUAGAGCAGAUUGCUAGAAAAUCAGGAAAGCUUCUCAAGGGUGGUGAGCCAGAUCUAGGGACAGUGGCUAAAAUGGUGCUAAAUGAUUGGCAGAGAGGGAAGAUUCCAUACUUUGUAAAACCACCCGGGUGUGAGAAUGAAGGUUCAAAGUCAAAGGAAGAUGAGAAGCCUGAAAACAAAGAUGAAGCAGCCAAAUUAAUAACAGAAGAGGAAGAAAACACUGAAGACUCAGAGAAAAAGACCUUACCCAAGGUUCAACAGAAUCUUACCAAAAUCAAUGUGGAACCUGAAUUCUUGGAGGAAGAUAUCAAGAAAGUGGAGGAACUAGAAGGUAAAGAUGAUUCUGACCUAGAGGCCGAGGCCAAAGACAGUGAGGGUGAGGAGGAAAAGGAGGGAGAGGAAAAGGUCAGGUCAAGGACAAAGAAAGUAAAGAAGGGGAGGGUGAAGGAGAUGGAGAGCUGUGGUGAUGAGGUAACCUUGACAACAGGACAAGAGGGCAUUGAGAGUGUGUCGGAGCGACUGAAGCCGAGUGAGGAAGGAACUGAGGAUGUGAAGGAGAGGAAAGGAAGGAAGCGGAAAGUGGCAGACGUGGAGAGGACACAAGUUACUCGCUCCACCAGUGGAAAAUUUACUGUAGUGGAAGACAGUGGUCAACAGAAGAAAAAGAAGACAGUGAAUAAGAAACCCCAGAAACAGAAUGAUGAUUCUGAAGAAAAUGAUUCUCCUCAACCAAAACUUUCAAGCAAACAGAAACGGAGAUUAGAAAGAGAUGCACGCACAAAGAAAAUCGGAACCCACUUUUAUACCACCACAAAUGUGAAGAAUAAGCGAAGAUAAUGAAGUCACCUCUAAUUUGUUAUUGUUGAUCGAUUAUUUCAAGAAUCCAUUAAAUAUAUCAAAUAUUUAGACAA
Messenger RNA from Magallana angulata, 2264 nucleotides. RefSeq lists its product as uncharacterized. NCBI's taxonomy places the organism in Eukaryota, Metazoa, Mollusca, Bivalvia, Ostreida, Ostreidae. Gene Ontology annotation, cellular component: nucleolus. The record is from RefSeq and is a predicted model, not a curated record. Gene Ontology annotation, molecular function: GTP binding. The transcript has 15 exons. The coding region runs from base 88 to 2190 and encodes 700 amino acids.